UUUUCAAGGCGUCGCCUAGGCGUCGCCUAGGCGACGCCUAGGCGUCAGAGCGCUCGCGAACGUCAAGGCGUCGCCGUCGCUUUAGUUUUUUGUCUAAGGCGUCCGCCUUGUGCUGUUGAGGCGUCCAAGGCGUCGCCUAGGCGUCCAAGGCGCCGCUUUGCUUGAUUUUGGACGCCCUGGACAUGCGCGGGCAGGUUGAGCGGGAACCAGCAGCUGGCGCGCGCCAGAAAGAGGAAUUGGCGGGAGGGAAGAGAAAUUGGGCGGGAGAGAGGGGGUAAACAGAGGCAGGAGAGAGAGGGGAACACACCUGUGACUCCAAAUCGAGGGGAAAAGAGAGAGGAGCUCUCUCCUCUCAGUCUCUCACGCCGCCGGCCCAGAUCCGUUCCUCCUCCGCCGGCCUCCCCCUGUCCGGCCAAGCUCCUCCUCCGCAGGCCCUUCCCCUCUCCGGCCAAGAUCCAUCUCCGCCGGCCAUCCCCCUCUCCGGCCAAGCUCCUCGGCCGCCGGCAGCCCUCUCCCAAGUCCCACAAUGGCAGAUUCAGGAGCUGAUGGGGGUGGUGAUGCUUAUGAUCCAAUGAAAGAUCCAGAACGCAGGCCACGGAGGUCAAAUGAUCCAGGCUGGAAUUAUGGGUAUUGGUUGACACCUGGCAACAGCAAUAAUGUUGUGUGCAAUCUUUGUGGCAAGAUAACUAAAGGAGGGAUCAAGAGACACAAAGAGCAUCUUGCUGGCACCGGUGGGGAUGCAACGGGUUGUCCAAAGGCUACCACACAGCUUAGGAGGGAGAUGUUAGAAUAUUUGGAAAAGAACAGGAGAAACAUAGGACAGCCAGAUGAUGAUGAUGAUGUAGUGGAGGUAGAUGUAGCAGGGACAGUUCAAAGCUCCACUAAUGAAGCAACAGCUCAAUGCUUCGCUACAAGACCAAGUUCAGGGACAGCAGCCAAGAAGAACAAGAAAGCCUUUGCAGUAAAAAUAUCAGGCAAAAAGUGUCAAUAUGUUGCUCUCAAGUCAAUUGUUUCCAUGCUUAGGAAGAAACCUGAGGAUGUUGUCGAUGAAAUACGCUCCGGUUGCUCUCAAAGCACCAUGGAGUCCAGCACAAAAACACCGGAAGAGAGGCACUAUGUGAGUAUGCAGUGGGCAUUGUUUUUCUAUGAGUGUGGCAUUCCUUUCAAUGUUGCAAGCUGUAGGCAAUUCCAGAUUGCAAUAGAAGCCUCUUGUCAAUAUGGCCCAGGUUACAAGCCUCCUUCUCCUCAUGAGCUGCGAGAGCCAUUGCUUAGGGAUUGUGUCAAGGAAACAAAAAAGUUGAGGGUGAAGCACGAGGUAGCAUGGAAGCAAUAUGGCUGCACACUAAUGUCAGAUGGCUGGUCCGAUAAAAGGGGACGCCACUUGAUCAACUUCCUUGUAAACAGCCCGGCGGGCACUUACUUCUUGGAGUCGGUUGAUGCAUCAAGUGAAUGCCAAGAUGCUCGGAUGAUAGCAGAUUUGCUAGAGAAGAGAAUCGAGGAUGUCGGUAAAGAGUAUGUUGUCCAAGUUGUCACCGACAAUGGUGCUAACUACAAGGCAGCGGGUAAGAUACUAAUGGAAAGGAUUCCUACACUAUAUUGGAGUCCAUGUGCAUGCCAUUGCUUGGACCUGAUGUUGGAAGAUAUAGGGAAGCUAAAGCCAUUUAAGAGGCCUAUUGCACGGGGUAGACGAGUCACCACUUUCAUCUAUAGGCAUGGCAGAAUUCUUAGUCUAAUGAGGAAGGCAACGGGUGGGCUGGAUCUUGUGAGACCCGCAGCCACUCGCUUUGCCACAUCCAUUCUUGCUCUUAAGAGUUUGGUCAAGCACAAGCAAGCAUUGAGGAGUCUAUUUACAUGUCAAGCAUGGGUUGGAAACAAAUUGGCCAAAACUGCAGCCGGUUUGAAUGUGCAAGACAUUGUGCUUUCAGCAGAUUGGUGGCAUGCAAUUGAGGACUGCCUUAGAGCUUCAGGUCCACUACUUCGAGUGCUUAGGGUAGCGGAUGGUGAUGAGAUUCCUGCCAUGCCAGAAAUGACAGCACUAAUGAGGUUUGCAAAGGAGAAGAUCAAUCAAGGUUUCCCCCACCAAAACAAGCAAGCUUUGCUCAAGAAGAUCAUUGACAUUGUUGACAAACGUUGGGAGAAUCAAAUGGAUCAUCCAUUAUAUGGGGCUGCUUUGUUUUUGAACCCUGGAAAAUACUUCUCUAUUGCUGAGAGUGGUGAUGAUGCCCUAAUUGGGGAGCUAAGAAGUUGUUUUAAUGAUGUCCUUGCACGAACAGUACUUGAUGUCAAUACUCGCAACAAGAUUGAUGCACAAGCCGUUCUCUAUGAGGACAAGAGAGGACCCUUUGCUAAUCCGAUGGCAAUCGAUAACAUGGUCCAGAAAAACCCUCUUGAUUGGUGGCGUUCAUAUGGUGGUCGGGCAGUUGAGCUACAAAGGUUUGCAAAGCGUACUGUUAGUCUUUGUGCUUCAUCAUCCGGCUGUGAGAGGAAUUGGAGCGCAUUUGAACAUAUCCAUACCAAGAAAAGGAACCGGUUACAACACCGACUCUUGAAUGACAAUGUUUUUGUUUCAUACAACCGGAAGAACUUGGAUAGGUUUCAAAAGAGGCGUGAGAAGAUGGGUGGCAAUAGCUAUGACCCUCUAGUCAUUGAGGAUUUUGAUUGGGGCAAUGAGUGGGUUGACCCAACAAUACCUCCACCCCAAGGUGCUCGAGGGUGUCCCGAUGACAUUUCAUGGGAGCUUGUUGAUGAGGCUGUUGGUGCAAGUUCGUCGCUGCAAGGUCGCAACUUUCCUAGAGCUAGCACCAUGGCAAGGGGGGCCUCAAAUGUUAAUGUCCAGUACCAAAGGCAGCGCAAAAGGGCUGCUCCGUCACCAACAUUUCUUCAUGAAGAUGACGAAGAGGAUGACCAAGAACAACAACCAAGUAUCCCCAAUGGAGAGGAUGAUGAUUCAGACUUUCUUCAAGAUGAUGUUGAUGUGACCGAUGAUGAUGAAGAUCCAACUAGUGCUGACCAAGAUGGCGAAGACAACACAAAUACUACCAUCGAUGAGUUCGAUGAUGGCUAUUGAGAAUUGAGUGUGGCCAGCCUUGCUUAUGAUCAUGUGUUUGCCUGUUUGGAACCUAAAUUUAUGUUGUGAACUUGUGAACCUAAAUUAUUGUGUUGUGGACUUAGUUUAUGUAAUAUGUAAUGCACUCAUGUUUGUCA
Triticum aestivum (bread wheat) is the source of this 3204-nucleotide messenger RNA. RefSeq lists its product as uncharacterized. The transcript has 4 exons. The record is from RefSeq and is a predicted model, not a curated record. The coding region runs from base 527 to 3067 and encodes 846 amino acids. Lineage: Eukaryota; Viridiplantae; Streptophyta; Magnoliopsida; Poales; Poaceae. Gene Ontology annotation, molecular function: protein dimerization activity.